GUUGUAAAACUCUCUCCAGCACGCGCYGAGGAGUGAAGUGAGCGCAGCAGGGGUUCGAGACGGGGUCCUAAAAAUGGGCUGAUGUCAGGACAGAGACAGUAAUAAUGACGGGACAGAAAGACAACAUGGACAACCAGGUGUCCUUACUGUCGUCGCAGCUCCUUCUGAAGCACAGACCGGUGGAAGUUCGUCUUUCUCGCGCUUCUCUGACGUGGAAGGAAAUUGGGAAGAGCAAAAAGCGACUUUAUCCUGAAACAGCAAACAGCCAGRCAGUUCAGGUGUGUGACAUUGUUGCCGUCUGUAAGACAGAAGAUGAUGACACACUACAGAAACAGACGAAGCAGCUGGAUCUGUACGCUUUCACAGUUUCCUUCGUGAGGAAGACCCUCCAACACCAGUGGUGUUGCAGCGACGUCACCUUUCACUGUGCCAGCCAGGAGCUGUGUGAGCAGUGGGUCCGAGCCGCCAACGAGCAGCUGUCGUUACUCACCGGCCGACCGAAGAGCCUGCUGGUGUACAUCAAUCCGUGCGGGGGGAAGCAGCGAGGCGAGCGGAUUUACGAGCGGGAGGUGGCUCCGGUGUUCCGGCGGGCCGGCAUCUUUACGGACGUGAUUGUUACGGAGCGAGCCAAUCAUGCCAGAGACCACUUGAAAACAGAGGCCAAUCUAGACCAAUAUGACGGGGUGGUGUGUGUGGGUGGAGACGGCAUGUUCAGUGAGAUCAUGCAUGGGCUGGUUACCAGGACCCAAACUGACCACGGUGUAGACCAAAACCAGACAGAUGCUGCGCUAGUGCCGUGUUCUCUACGCAUUGGGAUCAUUCCUGCAGGUUCAACAGACUGUGUUUGCUUUACCACCGUGGGAAUAAACGAUCCAGUUACUUCAGCCUUACACAUCGUUGUGGGUGAUUCCCAGCCUUUGGACGUUUGUUCAGUUCACCAGAACGACGUUUUCCUCAGAUACUCCGUCUCUUUGCUUGGCUAUGGUUUUUAUGGAGACUUACAAGCAGACAGUGAAAGAAAGAGAUGGCUCGGUCCUGUCAGAUACGAUCUGUCAGGAGUAAAAACCUUCCUGCGUCACAACAUCUACAAAGGCAGCGUCUCUUUCCUCCCUGCAGAGAACAGCRUAGGACACCCGAGGGACAAACAGCCAUGUCGAUAUGGGUGCCGCGUCUGUCAGCACUCAAAGGACGAGCGCGACGAGACGUCAGGAGAGAAGGAAAAGCCUGUUGACGGAUGGAAGACGGUUCACGGUGAAUUUGUCGCCGUCAAUUCGGCCAGCAUGAGCUGCGCGUGUCCCCGGUGUCCCAAAGGCCUGUCGCCCUUUGCCCACCUGGCUGACGGCACCACAGACCUGAUCCUGGUCAGGAAGUGCUCCCGCCUGGACUUCUUCAAACACCUGCUGCGACACACCAACAAGCAGGACCAGUUCGACCACUCGUUUGUGGAGGUCCACCGGGUGAGAAAKUUCCGUUUCCAGCCUCGACACCGCGAGCUCUCGCCACCCGAGGACCACAGCGAGCGCCCAAAGACAACGGCCUUCAGCAGCUGGAGCUGUGACGGAGAAAUCCUGCAUCAGGCUGCCAUUCAAGUCAGCGUCCAGCACCAGCUGAUCCGCUUGUUUGCUCGUGGUAUUGAGGAGCAAUGAGGAGCAGCGAGGAACCAAGCAAGAAGACUUGAAAAGAUGGAAAAGAGCAAUUUUUCUAUAAAAGAAAAGAUAAACAUUUGAAUCCUAAAACUUGCCUCAUAGGGCUUAAAGUAGCAGUGAUAUCCUUCAGGCUGUUAGUGAGACUUUGGCUCUAUUUAAACCUAAAAUACUUUCUUUUCUGUUCACCUUUUGGGAAAUAAAGCAGAGCAUCUCAAAGAGAGCUGGACUCUCCCUGCCACAACUGCAGCAGGUUUCCAUACGGCUAUGAAGGACAUAAAUGACACCUUUUUUUUUUUUUUUUGUAGAGACGAUAAAGGAGAAAGCAGCUUUGUGGGAGGGAUAAAGAAAAAUGCUUUUAAAAAGAUAAACUUUGAAAACACACAAAGCUGAUCUUUCCUUUUUAGGAAGAAAAGAAAAGGGUUUGACAUGUGACCCAGGUGAAAGCAGAUAUGAGCCACAGGCGCUAAUAAAAAGAAGUGAAUAGCUGCUAAUACACUAACAGGACCCUGGUGGCUGCUGGCUGAUAAGGCGAAGCGGCUGCUAAGUGAUUUGGUGAGACUCUGCACCGCUGCGCUGCACCUGUGGCUCCCCCCACCUGAAACUGACAGGAUGUCGUGUUGUUAGAGACGAUCGGCAGYCCUCACCUGAAGUUAGCCUCCUUUAGUUCUUUGUAAGGUCGAAGGUCAAGCUGGGCUUGAUGUCACUGAAGCUGGAGUCAUGGAAAAAAGAAACUGUUCUGAAAUGUUUGUGAAUUAAAAUGAAAGUACGCUAAAAUGCA
Molecule: messenger RNA, 2424 nt
Organism: Austrofundulus limnaeus
Lineage: Eukaryota; Metazoa; Chordata; Actinopteri; Cyprinodontiformes; Rivulidae
Gene: cerk
Product: ceramide kinase
Exons: 13
Coding region: 105-1646 (513 amino acids)
Biological process (GO): ceramide metabolic process; phosphorylation
Molecular function (GO): ceramide kinase activity
Source: RefSeq, a predicted model, not a curated record